AAUGAAAAAAGGUAAAUAAUAAAAUGUCAAAAAUUUCAAGCAGUUAAAAAUUUGCAAAAAAAAAACCAGCUAAAAAAGUUUGGACACGAUUUUUUUUAGUAAAAACCAACUAGCUAAAACAUAUACAAAUAAAUAAAAUAUUAACUGCAAUGAACUUACAACAGAUAUCAACAUCUGAGCAUGUACCCAUAAUACAACAAAUGCAAGAACACCAGCAGCAGCAACAACAAAUGUUUUUACCACUAAAUAAUCCCAGCAGCAUGCAACAACCUACUGAAGCGACAGUACAUGUUAUGCCAACACCGACCACUAAUUGGAGUAUGGAAUCAAUGCCUUGGAAAAUAACUAAAGCCGAUCAUACUGGAGAUGUAAUGGAAUUUACAGCGCAUGCACCGCAUAAGAAUAAUGCAAUGAGACGGGCUUUGUUGCAUCAAAAACGAAAGUCAGAGUUUAAUGCAAUAGGAACAUUACCCAUCAAACAAUUCAUAUCGGAAGAGAAAAUUACCGCUCAUUUUAAUGGCUUACAUAUAUCUAGUGAUUAUAUACAACAUAAUACUGGUAAUAUAACAGAUGACAACGGCGAUGAAGUACCCUCCACAAGUGGCAAGUGUUUUUCAAAUUUAACCUACGAAGACUAUCAAGUAACGGCCAAGGAAUUGGAAGAGAAACUACGUAAUGCCAAUCGUAUAACUAUGUGUGAAGAGUUGAAAAAAUUUAAUAAUGAACAGAAAAAAGUUUCAUAUUUUCCCGAGGCACUUCUACAUCGUAUAAAUAAACCCUGUACGGCUUUGGUGUUGUGGCAACCGUCACCGAUUAUGAAUAUUUUCAGCAGAAAUAAUAUGAAUGAAAAUGAUAACAAAAGGGAUAUAAAAGAUAACGAAACAAUUGAGGAUUAUACAAUUCCCGAUGUUGAUUUACCCCCCGAACAGCCGGAUGAAAUUGAUGACUUUAUCGAUAACAAUAAUACUUGUAAUUUAGAUUUUAAUAAUGUUAAACCCGAUAGUAUGGAUGAGGAUUUGUAGUGUGAUGUUUUAGUUGAAACGUGUUUGUUUUUCAUAAACACUAUCCACGUUAUUUGCCUAUAUGAAAAUAUUGUAUGUUAGGAUAUUUGUUAGUUGAUGUCUCAAAUAUAUUUUGAAGACAUGUUUUUUCUUUUCAUUAAAUAUAACAUGACUGCUGAUUUUUAGAUAUAAACAAAUAUGUCCUACUAUAUCUAUAUUUGAGUUAUCCUAUUUUUUUAUAUUAAUCUUUUUUAAUGUGUAUUAAUACUUUUUUAUAUUAUUUUAUACGACUCGAAAUUCGAUGAUGUGAUUCUACUGAUACAGAGAACGAAACAAAAAACACAGAAAUAUUCUUACUUAACAAUUAAGCCAUGUUUAUCAUUUAAGUCGCUUGUUUAACAGCUAAAAGUGAUUAAAUUUUUAAGUAAUUUUAAAUAAUUACAUUUAAUUAAUAAAAAAUAUAUAUAAAUAUAUUUGAUC
Lucilia sericata (common green bottle fly) is the source of this 1481-nucleotide messenger RNA. RefSeq lists its product as uncharacterized. The record is from RefSeq and is a predicted model, not a curated record. Lineage: Eukaryota; Metazoa; Arthropoda; Insecta; Diptera; Calliphoridae.